This is a messenger RNA of Oreochromis niloticus (Nile tilapia), 1405 nucleotides long. Its product is annotated as C-C chemokine receptor type 2. The coding region runs from base 132 to 1187 and encodes 351 amino acids. The record is from RefSeq and is a predicted model, not a curated record. NCBI's taxonomy places the organism in Eukaryota, Metazoa, Chordata, Actinopteri, Cichliformes, Cichlidae. Gene Ontology annotation, cellular component: membrane; external side of plasma membrane. Gene Ontology annotation, molecular function: C-C chemokine binding; C-C chemokine receptor activity. Gene Ontology annotation, biological process: G protein-coupled receptor signaling pathway; calcium-mediated signaling; positive regulation of cytosolic calcium ion concentration. The transcript is spliced from 3 exons.
ACUGCAGAACUUUUGAUAGUCAGUUCAUUUCUGCACAUCUAAAGGGAUCACAUCAGUAAACGAGUUAAGGGAGCCUUGUAGUGUAAUUCCUGACUUGACCUGGUUGGAAGAGCCAUCACUGAGAUAUCACAAUGUCAGAAGAAUACACCACGUGCUAUGAUUACCAAGAUUGCUUUGACUUUCCUAACGGCACAGACUGUUCUCCUACCAACGUAAGUGAUGUAAAGGACUUCAACAAAGUGUUUCUCACCACUCUCUACAGUUUGGUUUUCAUCAUGGGCUUCAUAGGUAAUGGACUAGUGGUGUAUGUCCUGGUGAAGCACCGCAAUCAGUGCAACCUGACAGACAUCUGCCUCUUCAACCUGGCUCUCUCUGACCUCCUCUUCGUCUUCACGCUGCCUUUCUACUCUCACUAUGCCAGGGUCGGCCAGUGGACUUUUGGAGACUUCAUGUGCCGUUUGAUAUCCGGUUCUUACCAGACUGGCUUCUUCAGCAGCAUCUUCUUCAUGGUUGUCAUGACGCUGGACCGCUACAUGAUCAUUGUGCACGCUCACAGGGUUGCACGUUAUCGCACAAAGAGGGCUUCCAUCAUUCUGACCGUGCUCGUUUGGAUGCUGAGCUUGUUUGUCUCUCUGCCGGAUUUUAUCUUCAGAAAGGCAAAAGAACAGGAAUCCCAAGGAGUGCAGUGUGACUAUCCUGACGAGAGCAAAAUAUGGGAGCGUUAUGAUUUGUUUACCACAAAUGUGCUGGGUCUUGUGAUUCCCUUGCUGGUGAUGGUAGGUUGCUACUCCAGGAUCAUCCCCACACUGGUAAACAUGAGGACCGCAAAGAAGCACCGCAUCGUCAAGCUGAUCAUCUGCAUAGUAGUUGCAUUUUUCUUGCUCUGGGCCCCGUAUAACAUUUCCCUUUUCCUAAAGUUCCUCCUGGAAAAAGAAAUAAUCCUCAAUGAUAAAGUCUUGGACGAAAAUAUAUGGCUGUCAAUAACAGUGACUGAAGCCUUUGCUUACACUCACUGCUGUCUGAAUCCCAUCAUAUAUGCUUUUGUGGGAGAGAAGUUUAUGAGACGAGCCUUGCAGCUGCUGAAAAAGUUGAUGCCUGGUUACCGCAGAGAUCUGACAGACAGCUCAUUCAGGAGAAGCUCAGUUAUGUCCAGGGGCUCUGAAAUCACCUCCUCUUUUAAACUGUAGAAGGUGGAGGACAGUUGUAAGUAUUUUGUCAUGAAUGUUUCACCCUGUUAUUACUGCAGACCGUGCCUUGUUCAUGUUCUUUUUGUUCAUUUGGUCACUUCUAUUUGACAAAUACGACAGUGUUCUUCACCUGUGUGGCACCUUCAAAAUGUGUCUCUACACUUUUUGACCUUUUGAAUUUACAGCAAUUAUUUGCCCCUGACUUUUGCCCCUAUGAA